UCAAUUCACUGGGCUAUACAUAUACUGAGAGUAAGAGAAUUCAUGCGCUAACGGAAGCAUGGUUGAAGACACUCACAAGCUUCCUCUCACUGCCAACGCUGAUGAGAUUGAAGUCUCUCAAAUCCUUCUUAAACUUCCUGUUUUAUUCUCUGAAUCAGAGUCUCGCCGCUAUUGUUUCAGAGUCAAUUGGGGCAUCCAGAGAAGGAGAUCAAACCCAGUUCCAAAGCCUGUCAAAGCCAAGGCGUCGAGUCCUGCAACCCACGUUUCUUCCUCACUCACGGGAUCCCAGAAGAACCGGAAAAGGAAGAGGGAGUCAGGGGACGCAAAGGAUGAUUCCAACGUCACAAAAGCUUUAGACUUGUGCUUGAAAGAGAAGAAACAUGAUAAUGUGGCUCCACCCGGAAUUCAAAUGAUUGGAAGGAAAUCUGUAACUGUUAACAAGGGAGCUAAUCUGACUACUGCACAGGGUGGUUUGAAUAAUAUGGAGAAGAGCAAAGGCAAAGUUGUUAGUACUGCAAGUAAAAUAGUGACAAGAAAAGCAUUGGAUGAUGUCACCAAUGUCCAGGGCAGCUCUUCAAGGAAUGUAGUGCAUGAUGGUCCCAAGCAUUAUGACUCAUUGCAUGGUGGUAUCUAGGAAACCUAGUGCUUAAAUCCGCACAGCCAAUAUGAGGUUUCUUGGUUGCCGGUACCGUGGAUGUAGAUGAUGACCAGUUUGCUUAGCAUGUGGGAUGGUAUGAUUGGAGCAUAUCGCGACAGUCAUAUGCCGAACUCAUGGGUAGUCUGCAUUUUUGGUAUUUUAUUUAUGGCUUGUGUCCUACGUGGCAUAUGUAUUUGUUGAGCCUGUAUUUUGGGUAUGUAAUUGUAGUAAUAUGUUUUAUAAGCUUUAACCAGUUAGACGUGUAAUUGGCUCUUGUUGUAAUCAAUUGUUAUGUAUUAGAUGUAUUUCCACUUAUGAUAUGUGUU
This is a messenger RNA of Alnus glutinosa, 963 nucleotides long. RefSeq lists its product as uncharacterized. The transcript has 6 exons. NCBI's taxonomy places the organism in Eukaryota, Viridiplantae, Streptophyta, Magnoliopsida, Fagales, Betulaceae. The record is from RefSeq and is a predicted model, not a curated record. Bases 59 to 634 code for a protein of 191 amino acids.